Molecule: messenger RNA, 2258 nt
Organism: Lindgomyces ingoldianus
Lineage: Eukaryota; Fungi; Ascomycota; Dothideomycetes; Pleosporales; Lindgomycetaceae
Exons: 2
Coding region: 112-2136 (674 amino acids)
Cellular component (GO): nucleus
Molecular function (GO): protein binding; histone H4K20 methyltransferase activity
Source: RefSeq, a predicted model, not a curated record
CCCAACCACCCCCUUUUACUUCGCACCCCGCCGUCUACCACCAAAACACUCUCGCAACCGUCUCCGCCUUCGGAGAAGCGUACCUCUUCCUGUCGCCACUCUUGCGCAAAUAUGGCGCCCAAGCUGGAGAAAAGGAGCGGCCUGACGCUGGAGAAGUUGGCCUCGUACGACGAUGUGAUCACGGAUGCGCUCGUGGACAAGGUCUACUACUGGACUGCCAUCCGAAAGAACCGGGGCGGCCGCUUCUCCGCCUCCCGAGGGCUGCACGAGGAGGAUAUCGCGAACAUCCUCCGCACCACUGUCAUUCUAGAGAAGGAUCCCGCCGAAGCCGUACAGAAACUGCUGCAUUUGUUGGGUUUGCGCAAGUAUGUGAAUAGUCUGAAAGACGAUAACGAGAAGGACCAAUUCGCGCGUCAUUUGCGCAAGUACGUCAACAUAUACAUGCCGGACUGCCCGUUCGAGGUCACUACGACGAAUCGCUAUACCAUAUCCGAACAUGAGGCAUCCGUCACCGCGCGCAAGGAUAUUAGGAAAGGCGAGGAGAUCAAAUACCUCACCGGAGUCCAAGUCGCAAUGACUGAAGAGCAAGAGAAAACGCUCGAUCUGGCACGGAAAGACUUCAGCAUUGUCAUUUCCAGUCGCAAGAAGACGCGAUCCUUGUUCCUCGGACCAGCGCGCUUUGCGAACCACGAUUGCGACGCCAACGCGAGGCUAUGCACUAAAGGCUACGAUGGCAUGCAGAUUGUGGCGGUUAAGAAUAUUGAGGUCGGCGAAGAAAUCACUGUAUCAUAUGGCGAAGAUUACUUCGGCGACGACAACGAAGAAUGUCUCUGUUUGAGCUGCGAAAAGCAACUCGUCAAUGGCUGGGCACCAUUUAAGCCUGUGGAAGAGGACGAAGAAGACGGCGAGGAGGAUGAGCAGGCGGCGAAGAACGAGACCCCAGCCCCAGAUGAGAGAUUAACAUCGAACAAGCCCUACUCUUUCAGGCGGAAGCGAAAGUACGACGACCCCGAGAGCGCAAGCGAUUCACGCGAUGCUACACCUACUGCAAAGAAGACGAGGCUAGAGGUCCCGCAUGAUCCACAUGCGAAGACAUCACGGUUGCUGUCUUCAAAGGCGUCUCCAGUCGAGCGGCGGCCAUCCCACCAAUUGCGAGAGAAGGCACUAAAAAAAGCGCAUAGCACGUCCUCUCUCCGGCAAGAAGUACCAAUCUCUAGUAUCGAGGACCCAUCCACAAACCUCCCCGCUUCUUCGCAGACCUGGAGGGACUUUCGCACUCAGCAGCGGGUUGGUUUGCUUGCUGUGACUCUGGAUGAGACAAGCUCAUCAACCCCGACCACACCCAACUCUUCCACUGCCGCAGGCUCCCCAAAGUCCUCCCAGUCGACUGAUGCUACAUCUGUCGACGAAGACUCGGCCAUGAGUAGUACCGAUGAGAAGAUCAAGGUUGAGUCUGACACCAUCGUGGUCAGGCCCAGGUUCGAGAUAACCACCGUCGAAACACAAGACACAAAACGCUCUUCACUGGAUGACGAUGUCAUGUCUGAACUCAGCGAGCUCUCCUCAAGCCAGGAACUAGAUGACGUUCUCCAAGAGAUUGUCCGUCGAAAGCGAUCGAGGACCCCACCAGUCCCACGAACGACUCGCUCACAGUCACAACACACGAGCGCAAACCGCCUAGCUACUCCAACGUCUCUCGAGGAACCUCAGGAAGGCUAUGUUGAAAAUACCCGGAAGCCAGGCGACUAUACGCUCACCGAUGCACUCUUGUCCGCCAAGUAUAGUCGGUGGGUCGAGUGUCACACCUGCGAUGACCACUUCGUCCAAUUCGAUGCCUACCACACCCGCAAGGAAUGCCCGCGCUGUGAGCGACACUCCAAACUUUACGGCUUCGCAUGGCCUAAGACGGAUAAGGAAGGUAAGCACGAUAGGGAGGAGCGCAUUCUGGAUCAUCGAACUGUACAUCGAUUUGUUGAUGCCGAUGAGGAGAGGACUAUCAAGAAAGGCGGUCGUAAGGCUCUACAGGACUACAUCGCGGCGAGGUAUUCUACCCCACAAUCCAUCGAACGGGAAACGUCCAUGAGUGUCGAGGUUGAGUCUGGGCGAAAGAGGAAGAGGGUCCGGAAGACCAUGUAAGCUCUUACAUCGAGUUAAAACUUCGAUAGAAAGAAAAGGUAUCGAGAGGACGAAAUCCUAGCUAGAACUAGUCACUGCAAGGUACCGGCUCUUUCAUUCCGCUUGGAAUCUUAUCACGAGGU